AUGGCGUACAAGAGAUCCUCUGUCCUCGUCGGACUGCCCGACCAGGAUCGAGGCUGGGAGGAAGUGCAGGCAAAGACAUUCACAAAAUGGCUCAACACCAAACUCGAGUCGAGACAGAUUACGCCCAUGCGAUCACUUACAACCGAUCUCUCAGAUGGAGUCAAAUUGGUGCAGCUCAUGGAGAUCAUGGGCGAUACCACGCUCGGUCGUUUCUACAUGAAUCCGCGCAUGCGUGUUCAAAAGGCUGAAAAUGUCAACCUGGCCCUCGAGUUUAUCAAAAGUCGCGGUGUCGUCCUUACAAACGUAGGCGCAGAGGAUAUUGUUGAUGGCAACCUCAAGCUCAUCCUCGGCAUGAUCUGGACCCUCAUUCUGCGCUUCACCAUUGCUGAUAUCAGCGAGGAGGGAGUCACUGCCAAAGAGGGUCUCCUAUUGUGGUGCCAACGAAAGACAGCUCCUUACCAAGAGGUCGACGUCACCAAUUUUACCACCUCCUUCAAGGAUGGCCUUGCACUCUGCGCCUUAAUUCAUCGCCACCGCCCCGACUUGCUCAACUACGAUGCUCUGCCCAAAAAUGAUCCUCACGCCUGCACUCGAACCGCUUUUCAAGUCGCCGAAGAGCACCUCGGCAUUCCUCAAUUGCUCGACGUCGAGGAUCUAUGCGAUCGGCCGAAACCAGACGAGCGCAGUGUCAUGACCUACGUCGCCCAAUACUUCCACGCUUUUAGUUCCAUGGAGCAGGCCGAGGUGGUCAGCCGUCGUGUUGCUACCUUUGCCGACGUCAUGCAAGGUGCAUGGGUGAUGCAACAGGACUACGAACGCAGAGCACGUCAGCUUGUGGACAGCAUGUCCAGUCUCCAGAGCAGAUGGGUCGCAGCGACAUUCGCAGGCACCUACGCCGACGCAAGAGCGCAGCUUACUCAUUUCAACGAGUACAAGAUCGGCGUCAAGCGCGAGCUAGUCCGCGAAAGGACCGACUUGGCAGCGCUCCUCGGCAACAUCCAGACAAAACUCAAGACAUAUCAUCUGCCCGAAUGGCUCCCACAGCAAGGCCUCAGGCAGGCCGACCUCGAAGUUGCAUGGUCCACGCUUGCACUGGCCGAAGCACGCCGCAGUCGAUCCAUCAAUGCUGAGAUCCGCAAUGCCAAGGAAAGCCUCCGGAUCAAGUUUGCCGAGGCGGCCAACGAGUUUGAGCGACAGCUUCGCGAGUUGGCAGGCGGCAUCGCCACGCUCGAGGGCGACUUGGAAGCCCAGCUCGAGGUGGUCAAGAACCUGCUCGCGCAGCUCGAUCCCAUCAAAGAGCGACUCACCCUCAUCACCACGCUCGAACAGGAAUGCACCGACGCCAAGGUGGAGGAGAACGACCAUACCAUCUUCACACUCAGUGACCUCGCCUUUGAAUGGGAGCUGGUACGAGCAAGCGUCUCCAAGAAGCUGGCUUUCAUCGAGAACCAGAUCGUCUCGCGCCAGCACACCAAUCUCACGCCUGCACAGCUCGAAGAGUUCGAGUCCACCUUCCGUUACUUUGAUAAGGAUGCUUCCAACACGCUGACCGUCCCGGAGCUCGGCGCAGCUCUUGCUAGCUUGGGCAUCAUCUACACCGAGGACGACAUCGAACAGAUCCACUUGCAGCUGUGCGAGACAUUUGGCGCAGUCUCGUACGAUGCGUUCCUUACCUUCUUACGCGAGAUUACCGAAGACACCACCUCUCCAGAUCAACUUCUCGAGGCGUUCCAGGGCCUGGCUGGCGACAAGCCCUACGUCACCGAACUCGAUCUGCGUCUGGCACUGCUGCCUCAGGGCUCCAUCGACUACCUCAAAGCUGCAAUGCCUCAGGUGCGUGUCGAAGGCGUGGAUGAUGCCGUGUAUGACUACGAGGGCUACCUGACCGGCCUGUUUGGCGUGGCGCAGGCCUGA
Molecule: messenger RNA, 1914 nt
Organism: Sporisorium graminicola
Lineage: Eukaryota; Fungi; Basidiomycota; Ustilaginomycetes; Ustilaginales; Ustilaginaceae
Exons: 3
Coding region: 1-1914 (637 amino acids)
Biological process (GO): actin cytoskeleton organization; actin filament bundle assembly
Cellular component (GO): actin filament bundle; cell projection; cortical actin cytoskeleton
Molecular function (GO): calcium ion binding; actin lateral binding
Source: RefSeq, a predicted model, not a curated record